Messenger RNA from Morchella sextelata, 840 nucleotides. RefSeq lists its product as uncharacterized. The coding region runs from base 1 to 840 and encodes 279 amino acids. The transcript is spliced from 11 exons. NCBI's taxonomy places the organism in Eukaryota, Fungi, Ascomycota, Pezizomycetes, Pezizales, Morchellaceae. The record is from RefSeq and is a predicted model, not a curated record.
AUGGCUCAAGCAGAUCCUGCCAUCAUUGCAAGAGCGUUUACCAAUCUUGGAGCUCGGAUUCCUCUAAUCUCCAACCAUCCGACGGUUCAAAAGCUAGACCAAGCCCAAAAUUUCCAGGAAGAAGUCCGAGGACAGUUCCGUCGACACGAUGAGCAGUUCACUCAGUUACAAAGGACUUUGGACGGAGUGGAACGGGGUUUGGAAGAAAUGAGACGGGAGUUCCGCCUCAGUCUUAAUCAAAUAUCCAGAGAGUUUUCAAACAUUGCUUCCAUUACGUCUAUACAACACAUCUUGUGGAAACAAAGCACAUCUCCGCUACCCAGUUGGAGUGCAAGCUCAGGCGAUCACCCGGGACAACUUACUAACAUUCACAGUGCUCGAAUGCCAGCAGCUUGCAGUUGCACUUGGGCUUCCAGCCCUACUUCCGAAUGUUACAGUUAUGGAUCGUCGUCAACAAAUUGCGUCGUAUCUCGGUGUCUCUAUUUGAGGACAGGCCGUUCGGAGGAAGAUUUUUUUUUCUUUUCUAUGGGUUUUCAGUUGAGUUAUCUCUUCGGGGCGGAUAGGUGGCUUUGGUUGUCGGCGCGAAUAACAUUAUCUUAUUGCUUGGGCAGUUCAGAAGCACUCGAAAAAAAAAGGGCUGAACGGAGGAGUCCCGAAAGAGUUCUUUGCGUUAGGGUAGGAGAGGGGUGCGGCGGUAGAUGCGGUUGGGGUUGCUUGGGAGAUAGAGGUGGUGGUGGAGGUGGUGGUUACGAGACAACGCUGAUAUAUGUUGAUCAUAUUAUAAUGAUCUUCAACUCUAACUCAGCGGAGCAGAAGACUGAAAGUCAGAUGGACAGCUAG